Molecule: messenger RNA, 904 nt
Organism: Daktulosphaira vitifoliae (grape phylloxera)
Lineage: Eukaryota; Metazoa; Arthropoda; Insecta; Hemiptera; Phylloxeridae
Exons: 5
Coding region: 241-798 (185 amino acids)
Source: RefSeq, a predicted model, not a curated record
UUUAGAUGUCGCAUUAAUACACUUGAAUCUACAAACACAAAAUUAAAAUGAGUUUUAAGCUUCCUAUAAAUUUAAUGCUGAUGGUUUUAAAACACUUAAAUAUACUUCAAAAUAUUGGCACAAAUUGUAACAAAAGAGCAAGAAUAAUUUUAAUGGUAACUACAUAUAUAAUAGUUUAAUGUUAAAUAUUUUGAAAAAUAGUUCAAUGGUUUACAAUUAAUAAAAUAUCAGUUAAAUAAAAUGAAGAUCAUAUCAUUACAAUUAUUAAUUAUAAUGAAAUUGAUAUACAUUAUAUCAGCUUGUGAUUCGUAUAAUGGACAACAUUUAUUAAACUUUGAAUUGCCAAGAAUUCUUCUUCAUAAUUGUUUUCACGUUCAAAAUGUUGGAUUACACUUAAUUGAAGAAAAUGGUAGAGUUAACGAUGAUUUUACUAUAUCGACUUUUAAUAACAUUCAGUUACUCUUGAAAUAUGAAAACUCUUUGAACGAAUAUAUUGAAAAAAUUGGAGUUAAAUUAUGUAUGAAGCAAUGGAACGAUGAGGAAUGUCUAAAUAGAUCUAAAGUGUGUUCUGUAGGAUUACUAAAAUACCUUAAAAAAAAUCCAACUUUUCUUCCAUAUACAGUAGAGAAAGAAUAUUUCAAUUUUCUUGACAUAUCCUGUAGCAAUGACGAAUCAAUUGGAAAGAUUUCCUCUUUAGAAGAUAUCCAAUAUUUUGAGGGUUGUCAACAUGUAAUUUACUCGAUAAAUAAAGAUAAUUUAUAUUUUUGGCAAUUAUUUAAAACAAAAUCUACUAAAUGAACGUAUAUGUGCUAAAUAGAAACAGAACUUAUGUAAUUGAAAAAUAAAUAUAUAUAUAUACUUAUAUAAUAUAACAUAAUAUAAUUGGAAUUUGAAUUUGAAUAGU